AUGUCCAUCAAUGUAUACAAGCCCCCACCAUUAAUCAUUGUUCAUUUCUAUCUCUGUGUUUGGUCUGUCCGUCUGUUACCUAUGUCUAUGUUAACGCGCCCCGAAUAUCUAUCUAUCUAUCUAUCUAUCUAUCUAUCUAUCUAUCUAUCUAUCUAUCUAUCUAUCUAUGUAUGUUCAUAUCUAUCUAUCUAUCUAUCUAUCUAUCUAUCUAUCUAUCUAUCUAUCUAUCUAUCUAUGUAUGUUCAUAUCUAUCUAUCUAUCUAUCUAUCUAUCUAUCUAUCUAUCUAUGACAGACUCUUCAUAUCUAUAGAUUUAAGCCUGUUCAAGAUCUCUCUCUCUCUCUAUCUCAAGCUGCUCAUUAUCUAUCUAUCUAUCUAUCUAUCUAUCUAUCUAUCUAUCUAUCUAUCUAUCUAUCUAUCUAUCUAUCUAUCUAAUAUUUGUUUUUCUUCAUUUUUCUCAUUUUUUGCAAUUUUAUCAUUUUCUCCUCUUCUUCCGUCUCGUUUCCUUUCUUCAGUGUCUUUCUUUUCUUUCUUUUUUACUUUUUUCUUUCUUUUCUUUUCUUUUCUUUCUUUCAUUCAUUCUUUCUUUCUUUUUAAAUUUUCUUUACUUUUUUCUUUCUAUUGUUUGUUUCUGUUUUCUUUUCUUACUUUCUUUCUUACUUUUUUGUUUCUUUCUUUUUUGUUUCUUUUUUUUCUUUCAUUUUUCUUUCUUUCAUUCCUUAUUUUCUCACUUUUUUCAUUCUUUCUUCCUUUUUUCAUUCUUUGUUUCUUCUUUUCUUUGUUUACUUGCUUCUUUAUUUGUUUCUUUUCAUUUUUCUUUCUUUAUUUCCUUUCUUUCUUUCUUUCUUUCUUUCUUUCUUUCUUUCUUUCUUUCUUUCUUUCUUUCUUUCUUUCAUCUAUUGCUUACAUUCUGUCUCUUCUCCUUCGCGUAAUCCUUCUCCCAUCUUUUAGACCUAACUUUCGUCCCUUCGAUUUUCUUUUCUCUUCAACACUUUUUCAUUUUCGUACUUUUUUGAAUCUGACCUUUUUGUACUUUUCCAGCGAUUUUUAUUUACCUCACGAACUUUGUUUUUCCUUCUUUCAAACAUUUUAUCCUUUUUUUGACUUCACGCAACGGCCUCAUCCUUCCUUCCUUUUGUCUCUUUGCACAUUUCAUUUUCUCAUCGUUUCCCGCUUAAAUUCACCUGUGUAUUCCGGCCAAUUGUUCCAUUCCAUUAUUUACAUCGUCCCCCCCCCACACACCGUACACACACUCGACUCAGAAUUGGCAAAAGAAAGAAAACGCAGCAGCGGCAGAAUUCGAUAUUCCCACCAACAUUCAGUCACUUCACUUUCCCCCCAAACACUUCUUUUCUCCCUUUUACUCAAAAUAGACACAUAUAUAGAAAUGUAUACACAUAGCAGCCUGUACAGUCAUCACGGGGCGAAGGACAAGUUAUUUUCACAAUCCUUUCUUAGUAAUCUUUCAUAA
Molecule: messenger RNA, 1470 nt
Organism: Acanthosepion pharaonis
Lineage: Eukaryota; Metazoa; Mollusca; Cephalopoda; Sepiida; Sepiidae
Source: the annotation of a GenBank genome assembly